Molecule: messenger RNA, 996 nt
Organism: Quercus lobata
Lineage: Eukaryota; Viridiplantae; Streptophyta; Magnoliopsida; Fagales; Fagaceae
Product: disease resistance protein RGA2-like
Exons: 2
Coding region: 610-930 (106 amino acids)
Source: RefSeq, a predicted model, not a curated record
UUCGAGCAUCAAUGUCCCUGUUUGGCUGUCUUCUAUAUAUUUUCUGUUUCCUUUACUUUUCACUCGUUGAUCGGAUUCAUGAUUGCAAAUCAGAUGGCUCUAGUCCACCAAUAAGCAGACACCCCAACUUUCCUUAGGACACAUAUAUGUUGACUAUUAGGACUUGGUCCUUUCCCCCCCUAGGCUCUGACCCGCGCCUUUAAAAGUAGACAUCUUGUUAGGUAAUGAAAUUAAAACAUUACAUGCAGAACGACAAAGUUUAAGUGCUACGUUAUUUAGCAAUUUUAAUUUCAAUUUUACCAUUGGCAAAUAAUUAUUAAAUACAUGAAUUAUACACAAAUAAAUUAAUUAUGUGAUGCUGCAAAAUAUGGUCAUCUUUGAAAAUCCACUAAUUAAUAUUAGAGUAUUGAACCAACCACACUUUUACAAAGCAUCGUUAGAAGACAGUUACAGGGUAAGUAGUACUUAAACAAGAUAAUCCUUGAGGCUUAUAAAUAUUGAUGUUGUUAUUCUAAGCUGGACACAACAACAACCUGCCUCUCAUCACUUUCAUCAUCCCACAAACCCAUAUUGCAUUCCUGAAAGAAAGAAAAAAAAAAAAAAAAAACAAUGGCGGAAGGAGUUCUCUUCGACCUUGGCAUGAAAGUCCUUGAAGUGGUGGGUUCCUUAGCACUCCAAGAGAUCAAGUUGGCCUGUGGUGUCAAAGCUGAGCUUGAAAAUCUGAAAAGCACAGUUUCAACAAUCCAAGCUGUGCUUCUAGAUGCAGAAAAGCAGGGCUCUCAUAACAACGAGGUCAAAGACUGGCUCAAAAAGCUCAGAGAUGUCUUCCUUGAUGCAGAUGACGUGCUGGAUGAUUUCUCCACUGAAGCUCUGCAGCACAAAGUGAUGACUGGAAGUAAGAUGACGAAGGUGGUUGCGGCGGCCAAAUGACUGAUAUGCCCCUUGAAAUUGGACACUUACUUGUCUUCAGACAAUACUACCUAGUGUUGUUGUGAG